Prorocentrum cordatum is the source of this 801-nucleotide messenger RNA. The record is from the annotation of a GenBank genome assembly. Lineage: Eukaryota; Dinophyceae; Prorocentrales; Prorocentraceae.
CAGCAGCGCCAGCUGCGACACGCCCUGGCUGCCGCCCGUGGGGCGGCGCUGGCGGCGCACUCGGCUGCGGGCCUGGCGCGGGGCGCGGCGGCGGCCUGCCGCCUGUUGCGCAACGCCGAGGGCCUCAUCCGCGCGGCGGUGGCGGAGCUCGAGGCCGCGCGGCCUCGCCCGCCCGCCGCCAAUGCUGGCGGAGACCCUGUGGAGCCGCCUGCUGCGCCAGCGGCGGCAGCUCCGCCUGAAGGCGCGGGCCCCGCGCCUCGGCGGAGGCGCCGACGCCGUGCGCGUCGCAGCAUGGCUGGAGCCGCAGAGGAGCCGCUGGCCUUGAUGGAGGGGGUGACGGAAUUGGACGACGGCGACGACCUGGCCGACGACAGCUGGGCGGACGCCUUGGGCGGCCGUUCGGCUUCCGCAGGGCCUUCGGCCGCGGGGCCCGCCGUCCGCCCGCCUCCGAGGAGGCGUCCUGUGCAGUCGCCAGCUGGAGGCGCCGCCACCCCUCCGUCGGGCUCCCUCGACGUGCUGAUCGACGAGGUCGUGGCGGCUGGGUUGUUCACUCGCGGCUUCGCCGUGAUGAUGGCGUCGGAGCCCCUGGGCGAGAGCGAGCUGUCGCGACUUCUUCGGGAGUCUCGGGCGGCGGCGGCGGGCAAUGGCGGCAAGGGCGGCAAGAAGGGGCAUCCGCCCCUCCGGCUGGCCUCGUAGCUCUUCGGCACGCUGCGCUCCCUCGUCUGAAUCCGUUCGCUUUUUUCUCGUUGCUCGGGGAGAGUGGCUUCGACACUCUCUUCCAUGGAGUACAGUACAGUACAG